Messenger RNA from Funneliformis geosporum, 1077 nucleotides. NCBI's taxonomy places the organism in Eukaryota, Fungi, Glomeromycota, Glomeromycetes, Glomerales, Glomeraceae. The record is from the annotation of a GenBank genome assembly.
AUGAAAAACUUAGCUAGCAAUAUAAGCAAACUUAACCUUCAAAAUUAUAAUAUUAACGAUCAUAAUACUGUAGAGGAAGAAUAUGACUCUGACUUUAAUGAUGUUAAUGAGAAUUUAGGUGAUUUAAUAAAUGAGAUGGACAUGUUUGAGUAUAGUAAUAUUGGUUUAGACUGUGAAGAAAAUUCAAAUAAUCCCCAUUUUUUUCAACUAAAUACAAAUGCAUUUCGAUCUGCUUGUUAUUUUUCAACUAUUUUGAACGAAACUGAUAAUAUAGAUGAUUAUAUAUUAGAUUUAGAUAGCAAUUUUGAUGACAAAUCUGUAAUUUCUAUGACAACAAAUAUUACCAAUGAAAUACAACCAAGUAAAAUUCCCAAACUAACAAACACAACCAAAUUUACCUCUUGUGUUUUAAUUGAUAAUAUUAAUGGUGAAAUUCGUUCUUGUGGAAGUUCAAAAAAUUUACAUUGUAUAAAAAAUAUUUUGGGGACCUGGGAAAUUGACAACGAAAUGGUUCAUAAUGUAGAUGGUGAUUUGGCUUCUUUGGGAGUUUGCUAUUCACAUCAAAUGUAUGAUCAAACUAAAUUGCAUGUAAAAAAUGCAAAAGGAACUAAGGAUUCAUCUUUGGGUUUUAUUAAUAGUAGAAGAUGUCUUUUUUGUAAUAUUAAUAAAAGUUUUUAUACUCGUAGAAAGCAAUGUGAUCAACAUUUUUGGAUGUUAGUGGGUCGCAAUUUACAAGUUCCUUGUAGUGGUCAAUAUCAUUAUACUUCUUUAACAAAUAUUCAUCCAAUUUUAUAUCCUAGUUUAUUUAAUAGAAAAUCACGAUAUAUAUGUACUUCCUGUUAUGAAAAACAUAGUGGGCAUUUUCAUCAAAGAUCUGGAAUAAAAGGGAAAGUCAGUGUGAAUUGUCAAGAAGAUUCUUCUCAUAAAGAUGAUAUUAUAGAAUCUCUUCGUUUAAUAGGUAAUUGGUUUCUUUAUAUUGCUAAAUAUGAAUCACCUAAUUUUCAAGCAGAAUUAUCUCAUGAAGCAAUUAAUCUUUUACAACUAUUACCUUCACAAAGAUUUAAUAAUACAUCAUAA